Molecule: messenger RNA, 1749 nt
Organism: Stomoxys calcitrans (stable fly)
Lineage: Eukaryota; Metazoa; Arthropoda; Insecta; Diptera; Muscidae
Exons: 3
Coding region: 617-1414 (265 amino acids)
Biological process (GO): regulation of transcription by RNA polymerase II
Cellular component (GO): nucleus; transcription regulator complex
Source: RefSeq, a predicted model, not a curated record
UAAUAUUCUGUUUUGACUUUGUACUUUUUAGUGCCCGGGUAACUGGUUUCAAAUCCUGGGACAUUAAAAAAUAGUUUUUUAUUUGCUUACGUUCUUUCUUGCACACUACGUGCGCACGUAGAGUUAAUUUCGUUUUUGUCUGCUGGAAAUCUAGGCAGUACAUUUUCUUUGCAACGAAUGUAAUACAAUUUAUAUGUACGGUAUCAAGCCCAUCAAUAGAUGGCGGCUUGGUCGGUGGCAACGCCGGCAAAGUCCACCGACAUUGCUUUGUACUUUGCAGCGCAUUUAUCAUAUGUUGCUAAUAGUAAAUACGCCGCGUGAUUUAGGUUAUUAACAAAAAUUGUCUCUCAUAUAUAUUUUUGUCGAAACUGUGCAGACUUUGAUUUGACAAUACUAAUUAUAAAAACAGUGCUUUGUCCUUCUUUCUAAUGUUUUCAAUUUUGUCAUUCAUUUGUGUGGCACCAAUUGAUUUAUUUGUUACGCCAAACGCUCGCCAAAGAAAGUGCGAACAUACAAAUUAUCGACGUAUAGCGUUAGCCAACGCGUCCUCCGCUGCUACUAAAAAAUCAGUUUGUUAUCUCCAACACAUUCCCCGUUAUUUAUACAUUUCUCAUCAAUGAGUUAUGAAAGCCUAAGUGAAGACCAACGAUAUCAAUUGAUUCAGCUAGUCAAAGAAAGGCCAGUUAUAUACGAUAAGCAAAACGACAAGUACAAGAAUGCUGCUGAAAAAGAAAUCGCAUGGCAGGAAGUGGCCAACAGAUGUAACGCCCAAGUUACGGCCUGCAAGGUAGCUUGGAAGACAAUGAGAGAUCAGUAUCAAAGAAAUAUGAAAUUGCCGCAGGAGCAAAGAAAGAACUAUCGCUAUUUAUCAAAAUUGUCCUUCCUUAGUGAAUUCUCAAAAGGUGCAGAUACAAGUUCCACAUCUUUUGAUGACAUUACCGAAUAUUACUACGAGAAUACAAUGGAUAUGCCAAAAGAUGAAAUAGAAUACGAUAGUACUGAGUAUGGAGACUACAAUGAAACCACCACAACCACAAUUGAGCCAAUACAAACAUAUUCUAAUUAUGAUCAGUUGCCCACUAAAUCAGCAAAGCAGCGACUAGCUGGAAAAGGCAUUGCCAAUGAUAUUCAAGAGUUUUCUUCCCAUGCCGAGGAAUACAUAUACCUAAAGGAUGAUAGUCAUGGCGAUGGCAAUGUGGAAAAUAUUGCCAGCGAGCUGUUUGAAACAUUUAGCAACUUAAUUAAUAAACGUUUCCAGCCUAAUGAAGAUGACAAUGAUAUAUUUUUAAAAAUGCUUGCAAAAAAGAUGAAACCUUUGCCUAAACUGGUUAAGAAUCGACUGCAAGAAAGUUUUCUAGAACAAGUUAAUUAUGAAAUUAUAAAUUAUGAAGUACAAAGAAAACAUAAGAAAUAAUGAAUGCAGCAUUAAAAUUAAUGCUGUUGUUGUAACAGUGUGUUAUACACUGAGGCGGCAGUCCUUGCCGAUGAAGAACUCCAACGGGUCAAUCCGGUACGUACCAAUCCCAAGGCAGCGCGGUUGUACAUACCGGAUUGACCUGAUGAUGUCCUUCAUCGGCAAGGGCUGCCCCCUUAGUAUAAAACAAACUGCUACAACAAAAACCCGGUACGUACAACCGGCUGCCAUGGGAUUGAUUAAUGUAUAGGAAGUGUAUCAAUAAUAGUAGGUAUAAAGUUGUAAGAACAAUUUCCUCUGUGCUGAUAGUAGCAAUCGUUUUCUUAAAAUGAAUG